CACACAGUUGAACAGUCAAAGCGCUCGAUCAUAAAUUAACGCGACUGGUGUGAAAGUUUUCAAUUUUAUACAGCGGUAAUGAUGAUAACAAUACUAAACUAGUGCUAACUUCUGACCAAAUAGAACACGAAAUAAAAAUGAAUAAUCAAUAAAAUAAUUAUAAUAAUAACGAUAAUAAUAAAUAAACAAACUGCUAUACCGAAAAUAUAAAAAUCAUUUAGUUUAAAAAAAUAAGCGUACAAUUUUAUUAGUAAAAGCCUAACUGUGAUUACUGUGUACCUACUUUACAAAACUACGACUUAUUUUCAAACGAAAAAUUAUAACACAUUUUAUAAUAAAUUAAUAAAAGUAAAAGUAAAAUAUAUAUUUUUUAUAAACAAAUUUAUAUGUAUAAACAUAUAUAUUAACUUAGUAGAGCUUAAGGAAUAUUCAGAUUGUGAACUUCGCUUGACACGAGACGGUCAUUAGCUUAUAUAAUCGUACUAAAUCUAUCGUAAAAUUCUCGGAGUGGCGAUGACUUCUUCAGUAUCCUUCCUGUUGUUGAUGAUCUGUGCGAUCGUGUUGGCGGCACAACAAGGCCAAGCAAAGAAGGGCUGCAACGCAUAUGGACAAGCUUGUUACGGUGGACACGGAAAACGUUCGCUGGGCUCCUUAACGGAUGAGAUGCUGGCAAAUAGUGCAUACAGAAACGAAAGAGACGAAUUGCAUCCCAACGAAUUGCUGCAAGCAAUGCCUAAUGAAGCGACAGGACUAUUACCGGAGAGGGAAAUUGACACAUACCCCAGAUAUCGACUCAUCAAGUUUAUGAGAUCAUUGUUGGGUGGACAUCUGAAGCGACCUGUUGAGCGGGCCAAUGAAAUCGACUACCCCAUCUCAGCCGAGGCCUUUAGCCGGGACAACAGCAACAACUUCAAUUAAGAUGUGAGACACCACGAAACAACGCCGACAAACCAUCCAGACUGUUAACUUCACCAACAUCAGUUGCAAACGGACAAAGUAGAUAGCUCUUCAAGUAUGCAGAAAAUCGAAAAUUCCAAUAUUGCUGUAUAAAAUUACAAAAAAAAAAAAAAAACAAAUGCAUUUGGCUUAUGUAUAAGAGCAUGAAAUCCACAUUUUCCUUAAAUAUUUGUAUAUACAUAUUUUGGUAGAUUAUCUAGCGAAAAUUGAAACACACACACACACAUGCAUGCACAAAAUUGUAUAACCACUCCGCUUUAACACAGAUAAUAUGUAUGUACAUACAAUAAAUAUAUAAGCAGAAAUUAGCAAAUAUGGGAAAAAUUCAAUGAAUUCAUUAAACGACUUGUUUUCGCAUUAUGGCUGAAUCUGACUGAAAUUUUAAGGGCUGGAAAAUUUCAGUUGAUGGCAUAAAACACACACAAAGGCAAACACACAUACAACACAAAUUUAUAUAGAAGAAACGCACACAAUUGCAUUGUACAUUAAUUGCUAUGGAGAGAAUUCAAAUGCUUUCUUUAACUUUUCUGAAGUGAAAUCACAUUAUGUAACUAAGGAAAUUAGACUAUACUUUAGAAUAGUGAAUCUAAACACUUAGCCAAACUCUAUGUUCCAAAACAAAGAUAAUGAAAAGCAAAGACUAUAGGAUACCUUUAUUUACCAAAUAUGAGUAUGUAUGUAAAUGUUAAUAAAUUAUUAUAAAGCUUAAA
Molecule: messenger RNA, 1667 nt
Organism: Bactrocera latifrons
Lineage: Eukaryota; Metazoa; Arthropoda; Insecta; Diptera; Tephritidae
Gene: CCHa2
Product: neuropeptide CCHamide-2
Exons: 4
Coding region: 514-918 (134 amino acids)
Biological process (GO): neuropeptide signaling pathway
Molecular function (GO): neuropeptide hormone activity
Source: RefSeq, a predicted model, not a curated record